UCGCCAAGCUCUCCGUUCCCUUCUCCUCCGUCUUGGAUCCUCUCGAGCGGUUGUCGGCAUGCCGAAGCACUACCGUCCUCCGGGGAAGAAGAAGGAGGGGAACGCGGCCAGGUACAUCACCAGGACCAAGGCUGUUCAUUACCUCCAGACCAGUCUCUCCAGCUUCAGGAAGCUAUGUAUUCUCAAGGGGAUAUUCCCUCGGGAACCCAAGAAGAAGGUCGAGGGAAACCACAAGACUUAUUAUCAUAUGAAAGAUAUCGCCUUCCUGGCUCAUGACCCCCUGAUUGAAAAGUUCAGGGAUAUAAGGGCCCAUAAGAGAAAGAUCAAAAAAGCUUUGGCGAAGAAGAACAGAGAUCAAGCAAAUCGGUUGCUGAGCCAACAGCCAAAAUACAAGCUUGAUAGACUUAUCUUAGAGAGGUAUCCCACUUUUGUGGAUGCUCUUCGUGACUUAGAUGACUGCUUGACUAUGGUACAUCUUUUCGCGGCACUGCCUGCUGUUGAGGGCGAGAGGAUUCAAGUGGAGCGUAUCCAUAGCUGCAGAAGGUUAAGUCAUCAAUGGCAAGCCUUCAUUUCCCGAACCCAUAAGUUGAGGAAGACUUUCAUAUCAGUGAAAGGCAUAUAUUAUCAGGCUGAGGUUGAGGGUCAAAAAAUCACUUGGUUAACACCGCAUGCACUGCAACAAGUUUUGACAGAUGAUGUUGACUUCAAUGUCAUGCUUACCUUUUUAGAGUUCUAUGAGGCACUGCUUGGAUUUGUGAAUUUCAAGCUUUAUCAUUCCAUAAAUCUAAACUACCCACCUAUUUUGGAUCCUCGGCUGGAAGCUCUUGCAGCUGAGCUCUAUGCAUUAUCUCGAUAUGUAGCCACCAGCUAUGGAGCCCAGCCUAAAAAUGUUCAAGCGAUAGAUUCUUCUCAAUCUGACCAAACUGAUGCCGGAAAAAAUGAGACCAGACCUGAUGAGUCUGAACUGAGGUUAGCUCAGCUUCAGCAUCAGCUUCCCGCCAAUGAACCAGGUGCAUUAAUGCAGAUGGUGGAGGAUGCCACCUCAAAGGAGGACGACGAUGAUGAUGAAACGAAAGAGUGCAAGUAUCUUUUUAAAGAUAUGAAGUUUUUCUUGAGUCGUGAGGUUCCAAGAGAGUCAUUACUUUUUGUAAUUCCAGCUUUUGGGGGUGUUGUCUCUUGGCAUGGUGAUGGUUCUCCCUUCAGUGAAGCAGAUGAGGAUAUCAUGUAUCAGAUUGUUGAUAGGCCAGUCCAGGGCCAUCUAUUUCUCUCUAGGGAAUAUAUUCAACCACAGUGGGUUUAUGAUUGUGUAAAUGCAAGGAUGAUUUUGCCAACAGAGCCGUAUGCUGUUGGAAGGAUUCCCCCGCCUCAUUUGUCUCCUUUUGUUGACAAUGAAGUUGAAGGUUAUGUUCCUGAGUAUGCAGAGACCAUUAAACGGCUGAAAGCUUCUGCAAAAGAGCAAGUUUUACCAUUACCUGGUGCAGGUAGUGAUGAAUUGGACAAUUCACAAAAUCUUUUGGUUGAAGGUAUCAUAGAUCGGGCAGAAGCUAUUGAAGCUGAGGAAAAAAAGCGAAAGUUGUCAAUGCUAGAGAAACAAUACCGUGAUGAAUUGAACAUGGAGUUCAAGGGCAUCAAUUACUCGGCCUCUCUGCCAAAUAGGGGAUCAUCUGAUGAUAAUGUUGUUGAGGAAGAUACCACCACCACCAAUUUAGAGCAAAUUGCUGAGGAUGCUCAGAACAGGUCUAAAAUUUCCAUGUCACGGAAGAAGAGGAAGAUUUAUGAAGCCAUGCAGAUUAGCAAAGAACGGAAGAAGGCGAAUGUUGAUCUUCUCAAAGAAAGAAAGAAGAAAGCAGAAGAGCAAGGGAGAACCAGAUGAUAACUUUUUCCUAUUUAGUGCUUGCAGGUGCUCAUGUUAUCAGCGAGCAUUAUGGGUCAUCUGUUUUUUCAUGUUUGUUGCAUGUGUUGAGAAGGAUAGCCUGCUUGAAAUGUAUUAUUACGCAAUUUUGCCCUGUAGAUUUCUUUGAAAUACCAAGUCAUGAGAUGUCUCUUCUAUUUUGUUCUGUCUGGGCAAUCAACUGUAGAGCCUAAAAAAGAACUAUGGUUUACUGUAGCGUAGCAAGCAGUUCAGUUGGUACUAUUACCUUAAGUUUUUCAGAAAUUGUUGUAUUUUGUGAGGGUAUAUCUUAUUGAAAACUUAUGUUCAAAUC
Molecule: messenger RNA, 2204 nt
Organism: Dioscorea cayenensis subsp. rotundata (Guinea yam)
Lineage: Eukaryota; Viridiplantae; Streptophyta; Magnoliopsida; Dioscoreales; Dioscoreaceae
Product: pescadillo homolog
Biological process (GO): ribosome biogenesis; maturation of LSU-rRNA from tricistronic rRNA transcript (SSU-rRNA, 5.8S rRNA, LSU-rRNA)
Cellular component (GO): nucleolus; PeBoW complex
Molecular function (GO): RNA binding
Source: RefSeq, a predicted model, not a curated record